This is a messenger RNA of Aspergillus candidus, 1001 nucleotides long. Its product is annotated as vacuolar protein sorting-associated protein 29. Gene Ontology annotation, biological process: intracellular protein transport; retrograde transport, endosome to Golgi. NCBI's taxonomy places the organism in Eukaryota, Fungi, Ascomycota, Eurotiomycetes, Eurotiales, Aspergillaceae. Gene Ontology annotation, cellular component: retromer complex; endosome. The coding region runs from base 183 to 785 and encodes 200 amino acids. The transcript is spliced from 4 exons. The record is from RefSeq and is a predicted model, not a curated record.
GCUUCCCCCGCGAAGCUCCAUCCAAAGUAAUUCCACCAUCUAGAUUCAACCUCACCCCGCUGCUCCAACCUUAGUUUCGCCGACUUGUCCCCGAGAGGAAGAAGACAGAAAAUUACAGAAUAAGAGGAAAGUUUGGAAUGCACCAUUGAGUCUUCCCGGCUCAUCACGACCUCCCUAUCAGGAUGACCUCGCGUUUGGUCCUGGUCAUCGGUGACCUCUUCAUUCCCGAUCGAGCUCCUGACCUUCCAGCCAAGUUCCAAAAGCUCUUGACCCCCGGUAAAAUCGGCCAGAUCCUGUGUUUAGGAAACUUAACCGACCGGAGUACUUUUGAAUAUUUCCGUCGGGUCGCCCCCGAUCUCCAACUCGUCAAAGGCGACUUCGAUGUAGAUUCCCCCAACCUACCCCUCUCCAAGGUCGUCACCCACGGCAGCCUCCGCAUCGGCUUUACCCAUGGUCACACCAUUGUCCCCCCGGGCGACGCCGACGCCCUUCUCAUUGCCGCCCGACAGAUGGAUGUCGAUAUCUUGCUCUGGGGCGGCACCCACCGGUUCGAGGCGUUCGAGAUGGAGGGCCGGUUCUUCGUGAACCCGGGCAGUGCCACCGGCGCCCUGAGUACCAGCUAUUGGCCGGAGGGCGAGGAGCCAACCCCAAGCUUUUGCUUGAUGGAUAUCCAAGGUGAUGUGCUCGUGCUGUACGUGUAUCAGCUCAAGACCGAUGCGGAGGGAGUCGAAAGCGUCAAGGUUGAGAAGAUCUCCUAUCGCAAGAAUUCUGCUCCUUCGUCAUGAAUGAUGUCUCUUCUUUUUGUUCUUGCUGUCGUAUAUAAGCCAUAGAUACUCCUGUUGUUGACUUUGUCGGUGCGCUCUGACGUUUAAUAUUCUACUCUAUUUAUGAGAAUGGUAUUGUGACUAUUUCUUUAAUUAUCAAACAUCGACCGGUUCCUUUUAUAUCAGCUCCCUGUCAAGCCUGUAUUUGUUGGGGAUUUCCCGUACCCUACUGAAACC